AUGGAGAGAUACACUGUGAAUCGUCUAUCUAAGCGGAGUAAUAGCGAUGGACUGUUGUCGAAGUGGAAAAGGAAGUACGUGGGUGGUUUCCUGAGCAAGCGUAGUUGGUUCACGAGUGGAUAUGAUUUGAAUAAUGCCAGUUACGUGAUCAACAGACGGUAUUCGAAGGACAAGAUGUCGCCGGUGUGCCACAACUUCGUGCAAAACGCGUGGAAGAAGGACUUCUGCUCAAACUGCUUCAAGUCGCGCGAGGAACACGUCAAGCAGGAGCGCACCACAGAGGGCAGCAAGUACCUCGCGACGCCUUUCCAAAACAGAAGCACCUUCUUCAAAAAGACACCACCGAGCAUACUCAAAAUACAUCCAAAGAAAAAGAACAAACGUAGUGUCAGUUUUCCCGAGGAAGUGUGCAGUGUUAUAGGUUUUGGGGGUGACGACUGGUCAGACGAAGAAGAAUUCGAAGUGUCUGAAGACAACGAUGAAGACGACACUUUCCCUGAUACAGAAGAAGAGAGGGAAUUGCACAGAAUAACAAAAUCUAACACCGAUUUUAAUACAGUUAAGGCUAAUUUGUUGGGAGACUCUAUGGGUAAGUCUUACACAUCGCUGCUGCUAGGUAAGAUGCAAACGGACUCCGAUGGAAAAAAGAAAACUUUGCUGGUUUCUGUAACACCCUUCGGACAAGAGAACAAACCGGCAAAUAUAAAGUCGCAUGUUCGUAAACCCGCCGUUAUACACGUAUCGGAGGCGACCGCUGAAGAUACUACCAGUAGUUAUAAAACUAAUAUAAUAUUAUCUACAUAUGUAAAGGAUUCAGAAACUAUUAUUACAUCCGAAGGAGUAGAUACUUCGGGAACUUUAUGUACAGAAAAGUCUUUGCUCGAAGAGAUAUCAGAGACAUUGGAACAAAAUCGAAUGUCAGUUAGUGGAGACCUUCACCUGUCACAAAAAGACAAAAACAAACCAACGGUGAUCGAGGAAAAGGUUAAGGAGAGCAUGCAAGACGAGCCAGAUAAAAAAGAGAUGGCUGAAAUGAAAAAAAACGGGAUAGUGAGGCAACCGCCAUUAAUCAAAACUAAAGAACGGCCCAAGGUGAAUCUAAGUAGGUCGGAAUUCAAAUUUUGUAAGAUAAAUAUUGAGAGCAGCAGUGUUGACUCAGCCGUUAGCACGCUCAACUCUACUGCUAAUAAUUCACUCGCGUCCGACGACGAAAGUUUCAGUGGACGGACCGACUCGGACAACGACGACAGCGGACACUUCUCAGAAAGUCAUAAAUGCGAAGAAACCGUUAAGAUUAAGGUGUUCAGCGAAGGCGACAAAAACAUCAAAAUCUCUCCCAUCGGACAACUUAGAAAAGUUGAUGGGCAGGCCAGCAGCGGCUAUUCAACAUUCCAAAGUCCGAUUAUGGAUAUGCCUCCGAUAAUACCAAAACAGUCCGAUAACAUGUUCUCAGCAGAGGCCAGUAGAGAGCUGGCGGGCGAACCGGACGGCCGGGCCGAUCCGGACGAGGCGAGCGAAGCGCCGGCGCUCCCUAAAAGCCCAAUACCCACGCUAGACCCGCGGCCAUCGUUUCUGCACGGAAUGAUAUCGGACGUACUGCCUGCUCACAAACCCGUCCUACCGGAAAAACCCAAAUUACCAGUCAAACCACUCAUAAAAUCGUCCACGAAAAAAACCUCUAUAACAACGCACCAAACGCAAAUAAUGCAUAUACAUUCGAAAAGAGAUGACGAUGAAAAAAUAAUGAAAAUGAUGAGUGAGGAAAAAAACAACGAAAUAAGUGAAGUGCACGAAGAGAAAUCCGAAACGGUGUAUUACGCACAACCGGUUCUGACUAAACAAGACAGCGACACGUCUUUAAGCAGCCUAAAUAAGCGUAAAGCGCCGACGCCGCCAUCGUCACCGACGGUCGAAGAAUACCCAAACUUGUACCAAAGAAAUUCUAGUGGAUCGUCGAAAUCAGACUCGCCAGUUGUCAGAGAAAUGGAGAAACGUGAGAGAGCCACUACAUCUACGUCGCGAUCAAAAACUAUGGAAGAGAUGGAAAUUAAAAAAGUCGAUGUCACUCCAGAACCGGCACCUCGACGUAACAUCUCAUUAUCACACGACAACUUGCUUUUAGACGACAAAAGGAAAGGCAAGCUAAAAUUUUCCAUCAAAAAACUCCUUCGAAUAGGGUCGUCUAAGGAUUUAGACAAGAAAGAGCUGAGCGUUGCGACGGUGACUAAAGUCACGAGUAAGCCUGAAGAAAUCUACGACCUAACUCCAAAACCGAAACCCAGGUUGGUGAUCAUUCAUCCACUGGAUAUUAACGGGUCGAAUGUGGAAGUUGUGAAGUCGAACUGCGAGAUACCAGACCUUCGGAGACUGAGCCAUGAUGAUAUAUCGUCGAUAUACAGCGUGAGUAGUUCUGCUACCGAGCCCGAAACGCCUAAAAUUCUGAACAAGCCUCCUCCCCCACCAAGACACAAUGAGGAAUGCAAAGCCACGUCCCAUCCACCGAAACCUGCGCGUCCACCACCGCCGAAAUCCGCAGCUCUUCAAAAAAAGCAAAAACAGCAAGCAUGGACUCCAGCGCCGAGCAAAACGGACAACAUUUACGCCAAUUUGGGUGAAAUUAGAUCAGCCCUCGCGCCAAGAAAACCGGAGCGGACAGCCAGCAUGCGAGAAAGAGAGGCACAUUUGGAACUACCAAAAAGAAGAACACAGAUAGACGACGACAAAGACGAAAUCGACGAUGGACCUCAAGAACUAGUGCAAGCCACAAACGAACCCGUCAUACAUAACUAUGACGACGUGUAUAACAACUCCAAGUAUGAAGAAGAAAACUGUGAUUCAGCCAAAAACAGUGACAGCGACUACGAGUAUGUCCAUCACGCGAGAUCCAGCUCGCCUGAAUGCGACGCAGCCAUCAAGCCCAGAGAAGCAACCGCCGAAAGAAACGACAACAGAAAAAGUGAAAUCGAAAGUAGUGUAGAAUAUCCAAAAUACAACGGAUUCAGAUCCUCCCUGCCUUACUGUGGAAGCGAGACAGAGUCAGAAAUUUAUUCUCCGUACAGUUUCUACAGUUCAACAGACAAUAUGGACAGUUCCAAUAAUGAAGAUUACCAGAGUGACAUGACACCAAAAACUACGACGAACAAACUACGAGUAAGGAAAGGCCGCAGUGUUGUGCACAGGAAUUUAGAAGAUAAUUACGGCGCGGUGGUAAUAGCAAAUCACGAAGCGCUCGCGCAAGUUUUAGAGCAGGUCCAGCAAAGUGCAGCAAUGCAGCCAUCAUUACGAGGACUUAAAGCCUGCACUAAUCUCCGAUGGAACGACUUCUCGAUCCAAUCCCCCAAGGGUUUCGUGAAAGCUGGCAAGCGUAUCUUCUACCCAGCGGUGUGGAACUCUAGCCAGGGUCCAGUGAACGUGACGCUCAUGCUGCAUAAGGAGCAGAUGGCCUCACAAAUCGUGUGCCAGCAAUCAGUACAGCAGACGUUGAGUUUGAACGCUGUGACGGAGUUUUGUGACCUGGUCCCGCGGCAGCAGUUCGGAGAAGAUGGGGAGGAUUUGGUUCAAGCCACAAUAGUAGUUUUGGCACAUGCGCAAGUAGACACAAUCCAAUCAUACGGCGAAAGCCUCCACGCAGCCGAAGGUCUUACCACGAACUACCAAUUAGUGCAAACAGAGCAGAUCCACGAGGCGAUAUUCAUGAUGCUGCAACUCAUCAACGGACUGAAGUGUCUCCAGGCGCGGGGCGUGGAGGAGAUCUCGGAGUCGCUGACGUCAUUCGUGACGUUACGGGAGAACAAUGGGAACAGUCAGCCUUCGUCCGAUGAUAGGCUGAGUUCGCUGUCAGCCCCGAAGACUAAUUGUUACGGAAGAUUGUGUAUAUUACAAGGCUUAAGCGAAGAAAUAAACUGCAGUAAAUCAGACGACGAGCAUGUCAAUUCCCUGUGCAAGUGCGCCAUCCGUGCGUUAGAGAUCCUUCUGCCAGGGGAGAAGUUAAAUCCCCUGCUCAAAGAGAUCCUGCAGGAGGAACGCGCCGUAUCCCUCAACCAGGCUAAAUCAGUCCUGGAGUUCAUGCUGUGGGGACCUCUGGAUGUGGUCCAAGGAGUGCCUGUGAAUGACAGGGAAUUAUCUCUGCAAAGGUGGUUGGACUUGGAGCGUGCGACGGUCCUGCACGGGCUGGUGCGGACUCGAGUGCAGCUCAACGCGUUCGAGCAGCUGCACCUCAUGUUCCUCGUGCGCUCGUCGGCGCGCGCCAUGUGCGACGCCUCCGUCCUGCUGGAGCGCGCCGGCGUCUACUGAUCCGUCUCAGGCUUUACUCGAACCACAGUCCGGUGUACACUUAUUUAUUGUCAGUACGCCAUAGUGUCUUUAAAUCGAUUUGAAAUUAGUUUUUGUAAAUGUAAAAAAAAAAAAUUGUGUACCGUACAUCCGGAUGGUCUGUAAUUUUAAGUUUACCUUAAUUAGGCACAUAAAGACUUGUUACUGUAGAAAUUUUGUUAAAAAUGUAUUUAAAUGCCUAUUUUGUAUGAUCCAAAUCAUGUUAUUGAAGAGUUUCAAAUAUUUUUAUCGUUGUUGGAAAAGUGUAAGUUUUUUUAUUUAAUUCCAAUUUGGACGCGGAAUUUUACAUAUAUAUCCAAUAUGGUAGCCAGUGUGAAAAUAUAGAUGUUAAACAAACUUAAUUAAAUGUAUUUAUAACAUAAGGACAAUUAUUUUGGACAAAUUUGAUGCAUAUUAAAAUAACAUAAGUAAUCAAAUAUGAGAUAUUUAAACUUUGUUGUCGAAUUUUUAUUUGUCGUCAUCUAUAGAAAUAUAUGCAAUACUUGUCUAUAUUUAUUAUCACUUGUGUUCACAGUUCGAUAUAUGGACGUAAAGAAUAUUCUAGAACAAGAAAAAUAAUUUUAUUGAAGGACCUACAAUCUUAAUCGAGAUUUUAAGAAUAUAUGUUUUUCUUAUUGAUCUGUCCAUUAAAUUAAAUUCUAAUUAUUUUACAUAAAUUGAUUUUCAAAAAUAGAACAGUUUUUUGUUUCUAUUAUUAGGCAAAGGAAUCGAAAUCAAUCAGCCUGUUGUUCAUUAAAGGUCCUUCACGUUGUGCCAACAAAAUAGAACUGAAUUUAAUAUACUCAAGCUCCGGUGCCUUAUCCAUUGUAUAAUACGUAGUCUGUACAUUGUAACUUGUAAUUUAUAUUUUCUUACGAACUCUCGCGAGUGUACCGAGUUAAUCAAUUACUUUGUAAGUAAAUUGUCGAAUGCAGAAAUAAACAUAUUUCUUAUUAA
Manduca sexta (tobacco hornworm) is the source of this 5268-nucleotide messenger RNA. RefSeq lists its product as uncharacterized. The record is from RefSeq and is a predicted model, not a curated record. The coding region runs from base 1 to 4293 and encodes 1430 amino acids. NCBI's taxonomy places the organism in Eukaryota, Metazoa, Arthropoda, Insecta, Lepidoptera, Sphingidae. The transcript has 7 exons.